GGUAGGCCAUUUCCUGUAACUUUCGAGGUGCAACUCACGUUUAUCCAGGCCAGAAGCUCAUUCUCCUCCUUAAAUGCUAGUGGUAGUUCAGUUCAUUCUACACUUAUCGCAUUUCAUUUUGAUACUGUUUUGCGAUUCACUAUGGUAAACUUGCGACAGGCGAUCUCAGGCUUUUCAAUCAUCGUAUCCCUCCUACUACCUCCCGCUAGCCAUGUGCAGGAGGUUGAUCCGCCUACAAAGUCAGUCGCCAUCGUUGGCGCUGGGAGUGCUGGGUUGGCGAUACUGAAGUCACUUUUGGACUUACCGGAGGACACAAGGAAAGGCUGGGAUAUAGUCCUGUACGAGCAGCGUCGGGAUGUGGGAGGCAUAUGGCUGCCGGAUCCCAAUCCUGCACAACCCCCAGAACUGCCUGAAACUCCCUUAUAUCCUCUUCUUCAUACAAAUACACCGGUUCCGACCAUGACUUAUCCCGGAUUUCCCUUUCCACCCAACACGCCCCUAUUUCCGAGCCAUGAGCACGUUGAACAAUACCACCGAGAUUAUGCAAAUCAUUUUAGUCUGGUGCCGUAUAUCAGGCUGAACCAUACAGUCUUAUCAUCUUCAUGGAUAGGCAAUUCGACGGAUGGAGUGUGGAAGGUUGUUGUUCAGGAUCAUAAUCGCAACAAGAUACUUAAAGAACACGACCAUCUUAUAGUCGCUAAUGAACACAACCACAUUCCCCGCAUACCCAAGUUCACUGGUCAGGAUAAAUGGCUUAGAAGCAGCCCUCGGAAUGGACCAAAACGAGAAAUUUUGCACUCGAUUUGGUACAGAGGACCAGAGCGAUUCAGAGACCGCAGCGUAGUAGUUGUAGGCUCUGGCAACAGUGCACAAGAUGUGACUUCUCAAGUGUGUUUAACGGCUAGAAGAACAUAUCAUUCAAUCCGCAAUCAUUCCGCUCCCCCUGUGGUGACUGACGUGAUUGUCAAGCCAGAAAUAUCUCACUUCACUUCGACAUCCAUUGUUUUUGUGGAUGGGUCUAUCGUUUCUGAUGCAGACUUUAUUAUUUUGGGAACAGGAUAUGAACUUCGAAUACCCUUUCUGGAGGAAGGUUACGAGCUCGCAGUCAAACCUGAGGCGCAUACCAAUGAAACAUAUCGGGAAGGCUUGGUUACAAACCUGCGAUAUCUCUUUCCUCUGCAUCAGCAUAUCUUCUCUUUGUCACCAUCAUAUCCCACAAAUGCUUUGGCCUUCAUUGGUCUUCUCAGAAAUACUUCACAUUGUCCAUCGAACAUCGCUCAAAGUGUCUAUGUUGCCCAUGCGAUCGCAAAUGCAAGCUUGCUCCCAGAUCGGGAAGACUUGCUUCAACAGCUAGCGGCUUCUGAAAAGCGCCUAUAUUCCCUUGGCUAUGAUCCAUAUUAUCUUGGCCACAGCUUACUGAAGUGGUUCCAGUUCGACUAUCAAGAUAAUCUCAAAACAUAUCUCCAGAAGCAUGGUGCUUUACCAGAGGACGGGAAGAAAUUUGUAGAGGGUUGGCGGCGAGAGGCGCCCGAUUUCCAGUACCUCAAGCGGGGUUGGAAACGAGUGGAAGACUUGGGUACUCAGCCCGAAUGGCUUGGUGGAAUUAUAACUGAAGAAGACUGGGCGGGUCUCUUGAGACGCUUAAAUGACUGGCAAGGUAGAUGGGAGAAAGAACAUGGUCUGGUAUAUCCUGCAGGGCUCAUUUCUUAUUAAUAUACGCGUACCUGUCAUUAUUGAGAUUUCAUGUGAAAUCUAAUGCCAACUGGAAUUAUGAUGUGGAUCCUACCGCCUUUGACCAUGUACUUAUCACGCGAUCGAAGUUCUCACUCAGCCAAAGAAGCUGAUAGUAUGUGGACGUAUCUGUUCAUCUGGGUAUUUCUGGUAGGCCACAACGUUCCCGGUGGCUAACGUUUAUCCCAGUCAGAAACAAUACCUUUAUGGUGCAGGCAUCUCAAGGUAGCACGCCAUCGUAUCUCACGAUGAGUUCAGCCUCGCUGAGUCCGCCUUACUACAUAAUGCUUUAAAUGCAGCAAGGUGCCGUCUUUUCAGUCAUCGCGUCGCUUUUGCUUCCCCCAGCGAGCCAUGUGCAGGAGGUCGACACUCCUUCGAAAUCGGUCGCCGUAGUUGGUGCUGGGAGUG
Serpula lacrymans var. lacrymans S7.9 is the source of this 2139-nucleotide messenger RNA. RefSeq lists its product as uncharacterized. Lineage: Eukaryota; Fungi; Basidiomycota; Agaricomycetes; Boletales; Serpulaceae. The transcript has 6 exons. Gene Ontology annotation, molecular function: flavin adenine dinucleotide binding; N,N-dimethylaniline monooxygenase activity; NADP binding. The record is from RefSeq and is a predicted model, not a curated record. Bases 142 to 1713 code for a protein of 523 amino acids.